Molecule: messenger RNA, 1728 nt
Organism: Plasmodium relictum
Lineage: Eukaryota; Apicomplexa; Aconoidasida; Haemosporida; Plasmodiidae
Gene: SEPSECS
Product: O-phosphoseryl-tRNA(Sec) selenium transferase, putative
Exons: 5
Coding region: 1-1728 (575 amino acids)
Biological process (GO): selenocysteine incorporation; conversion of seryl-tRNAsec to selenocys-tRNAsec
Molecular function (GO): tRNA binding; O-phosphoseryl-tRNA(Sec) selenium transferase activity
Source: RefSeq, a predicted model, not a curated record
AUGUGUAGUUCAAACAAGAAUAAUUUUAAUAGAGCAAACGAAAAAGGAGUAGCUAGUAAUAAAAAAUAUUCUCUAAUAUCUAAGCAAACAUUAAAUCAAAAAGACAAAACAAUAUGGAAUAUAUUAAAUUCAGGGCGGGUUCCAAAUGAGGGUCUAAAUGAAAUUACAAUUAUGAACAUUUUAUAUCAAAUAUCUUCUCAAAACUUAUGCAAUAGUGAAAAAAAUAUAAAAAUUGGGGAAAGAGAAAAUCGUAUUUAUAGUGGAAUAGUAAGAAGUAAGUAUAUGGGAUUUGGCCAUGGUAUAGGAAGAUCAGGUAAUUUAGAUGAUGUUCAACCAAAAAGCGUAGGAAAUAGUAUACUGGCAAAAGUUACUACUAGCUUUGUAAAAGAUUUAAUUAAAAACUUUGGGAUAAGAAGUUGCGAAGAUGUUUAUAUAUUACCAUAUGCAACUGGUAUGUGCAUUAGUACAUGCUUGCUAUAUUUAAAAAAAUUAAGAAAAAAUAGUGAAUAUGUAAUUAUUUCAAGAAUUGAUCAUAAAACAUGCUACAAAUGUAUUGACUUUUGUGAUUUAAAAUAUUUUGUUGUGGAUAUGAUAUAUAAAAAUGAUGAAUUAUUUACUGACUUAGAUAAAAUAGAAAAAUUAAUUGAAGAAUAUAAGGAAAAAAUAUGUUGUGUUAUAUCAGUGACUUCUAGUUAUGCACCAAGAAAUUCAGAUGAUAUAGUAAAAAUUUCUCAUCUUUGUAAAAAAUAUGAUAUGCCCCACUUAAUUAAUAAUGCUUUUGGUUUGCAAUGCAUUUUUAUAUGCAAAGAAAUACAAAAAUGCUUUGAUAUGAAGGGAAGAGUUGAUUUUGUUAUUCAGAGUUGUGAUAAAAAUUUUCUUGUCCCAGUUAAUGGUGGUAUUAUAUUCAGUUCAGAUAAAAAAAAUAUGAAAGCCUUAAAAAAAACAUAUCCUGGCAGAACUCCAGUAAAUGCUUAUCUAGAUUUAUUUAUUACAUUAUUAGAAUUAGGAAAAAAUAAAAUAAUGAAAUUGAGAGAACAAAGAUUAGAAAAUUUCAAUUGGUUAAAAGAACAAAUUACUUUAAUGUGUUCUAAAUAUAAUUUACAACUCAUCAAAACUAGUAAAAAUAAAAUAUCAAUGGCUAUUAAUCUAAAUCCCUUAUAUGAAUAUUGCGGCAUGGAUAACCCUAAACUUAUUAACCUACUUGGUUCAAUGCUCUUUUAUAGAAAUGUUACAGGACAUAGAGUAAUUUGCUCUCCCUUAUUAAUUAAGAACAAUGUAUUGGAAAAAAUAAAUGAAAAGCAUCAACUUGAAAUGAAAGAAGAUCAACAUAAAAGAGAAAUUAUUGUUAAUAAUGUAAAAUUAAAUAAACAAGUUCUAAAAGAUCUAAAUAAAAUAGAUAAUGAUGAAUUAAAAUCUAAUGAAAUAAUAAUAAAUCAUGAAAUGAGUUUCAGUAGCAAUACAGAAAAUCUCAAAAUAAAUACAAAUAAAAACACUUAUGAAAAAUUAAAUGAAAUAAAUACGAUUGUCAUAGGAAAUCAUACAUUUCAUAAUUUCGGUUCUAGUUGUGAUUCUUAUCCUUUUUCAUAUAUUGCUUUUUCAUGUGUAAUUGGAAUUGAAAGAGAAGAAAUUCAUCAUUUUAUUUUAAAACUUGAUCGUACAAUCGAUUAUUUUAUUAAAAAAUUUAAAAAUAAAAAAAAAGAAGAGAAAAUAAACUUUCAAAUAAAUUAA